Molecule: messenger RNA, 2791 nt
Organism: Thalassophryne amazonica
Lineage: Eukaryota; Metazoa; Chordata; Actinopteri; Batrachoidiformes; Batrachoididae
Gene: armc3
Product: armadillo repeat containing 3
Molecular function (GO): protein binding
Source: RefSeq, a predicted model, not a curated record
AUGAAUACUGCUGCCGUCCUGCUCCUGACAGUCCGGCGCGUGCCCCAGCCGACAUCCCCUCCUCCCCGCUUGACUCGCCCGGAGCUCCGCACCUCUGCGACGGGCUCUCACUGGGCUAGCUUUGAAACACUGAGAGUCGAGACUAGUCCAAACACAGCAGUACUGCUAUUGAGAUCCUCAGAGGAGGAGAUCCUCAUCAGAUCAUGUGAGGCAAUCUACAGAUUGCUUCGGUUAGCGGAACUAUGCCCACAAUGUAUGUCGGCCUCUGCUUAUUUUUGCCAUUAUCAAACUUUUAUUUUACAGAAUAAUAAUUGCAAUAAUGAAAGGACCAACCAGGAUCUCAGCGGUGAAUCCUGCAGACUGUUGGUUCAGAUUCAGGCUUAUCAUCUGGUCUGGAACACGCUUUACUACUUUUGUCGCUCCCUGUUGUCAGGAGAGGAGAACAACAUUUCUCUGCUGGGACUCGGGGCUCUGGAGCCUCUUUAUCAGCUCAUCAGUCACAACAAACAGAGGAUCAGACGCAAUGCCUUCAUGGUGCUGGGUACCAUGGCAACCACUGGGGAUGUCAGCAAUGCUUUGAAAAAGACAAUGUUAUUCCAUCCAUCAUCAGCAAACUGUCACAGAAGAGGACACAGUUGUCCUUUGAGUUGCCACCUGUGUCUGGCCUGUCUGUCAAAGGAUAUUGUCUGCAGUGCCCAGAUCUACGACAACCAGGGCUGCUGCCUCUAAUCCGUCUCUUGUCCUGCCCCAGAUCCAGAAUGGUCCAAAAGAACGCACAUCGAAGUCAUCAUAAACAUGGUUCAGGACUACAAAAGCCAGCUUGUGGUACCAGAUUUGGGAGGGACUCCUCUGCUCCUGGGUUUGUUGAAGUCAGAUUAUCCUGUCAUUCAGCAGUUGGCCCUGAAGACACUGGAGAACAUCACUGUUCAUAAAGGUGCACAAACCACAUUCAGGGAAGAGCAAGGGUUUGAGAAGAUAAUGGACAUCCUCAGCAACAAGGACUUUGGUGACCUUCAUGCUGGUGCCUUACAGGUAGUUGCUAACUGUGUGAGUGACAGUGAAUCUCUCCAGCUGAUCCACCAGAUGGGCGGGCUGACCAGGUUGAUGCAGUUUGUUGUCAAUCCCCCCAACCCAGAAAUCCAGUUAAACACCAUCAAGUGCAUCACCAGUGUGGCUCAGAGCUCUGAAAACCAUGAAGUGUUCCAUAAGGAGAAUUUGGAGGCCACACUGGUGGAGCUUCUGUCUGUGGAGGAUGCCAGCGUGAAAACAGCUGCUUGCCAAGCUGUGGCUGCCAUGAGCCUCCACGGAGUCAGUAAACAGGCCUUCAGAGAACUGGGUGCAAUCGCUGUUUUGAUGCAGCUGCUAAAGAGUGAGACAAUGGAACUGAGAGAGGCGUCAACCAUGGCCCUCCUGAACCUCACACAGAACAACAAAGUCAACGCUUUUGCAGUGCACGAGGUGGGGGGCCAUAAGAUCCUUGUCCAACAGCUUAGUGACAGCUGCCCCCAGACAGUGGCCCAUGCUGCUGCCACACUCGCCAACAUGGCCAACUAUGGCGUCCUCCGCAGCAGCAUCCUGUCACAUGGAGCCGUGCGGGCACUGGUGGAACCCCUGAAGUCAAAUAACGCACAAGUUCUGCAAAACGGCACGCUGUGCCUCGCGCAGCUAGGAUGUGAAGCAGAAGCUAGAGCAGAGCUCCUAAGUGCUGGAGGUCUUCAACCAUUGGUCAGUCUGCUGCGCUCCAGUCAUAAGCAUGUGUUUCACAACACAUGUCUGGCUGUUAAUGUGUGUGCCAGUGAUGAAGCCACAGUUAUGGAGAUGUGCAGACUUGGAGCCCUGGAAUUGCUUCAGGAAAUCAAUGAGUCAGUUGAUCGCAGGAGCAGUUUCAGUCAGUUGGCGUUUGUAGGAUUGCUAAACUACAACCUGCCCCUUAAAUACAGUCUGCUGGGCUGUUUGUCUGGCACCGACGUUAUUGCUGACGGCUUCUACGAUGCUGGACAGGCUCGUGCAGGUCAAAGGGUUCUGACUUUGGCAGAACUGAUGGAGCAGCCAGUUGACCAGCGGCGGCCCGCCAUCGUUAUCAACGCGGCACCAGAGAAGAAGAAGGACGAUGAGAAACAGAAGGAAGAGUCCUGGUCUCAGUCUCCUUCUCAGGCGCCAUUAAAGCUCAUGAACGAUGUGGCUUUGCAGGCUUUAGUCCAGGAGGCCAAAGAGUCCAUCCUCCCACUGAUGAAUGGAGAGGAGCAGUGCUCUGCACUGGCCAGGAUGGUGAGUAAAGCUAUGGGCGGUGCUGUGGAGAGGGAACAGUUGCAUGAAUUCCCAUGGAUCCUGCACCUCAGCGAGCUCAAGUUUCAGCUUCAGUCUAAUGUCGUACCCAUUGGAAUGAUCUCUUUGGGAAUUUACCGCCACAGAGCGCUUCUCUUCAAGUGUCUGGCUGAUCGCAUCGGAAUGAGCUGCACACUUGUUAGGGGCGAGUACAACCGGGCGUGGAACGAGGUCCUGGUUCUCAAAGGGGAUCCGUUCAGUCCGGGGCACGCUUCACAGCCCACUGCCUACAUAAUUGACCUCAUGCACCAACCUGGAAGCCUUUUGAAACCUGACAGCCCUGCUGCCAUACAGUACCAAAAUAUAUAGACAAGGACACCAUAUUCCCCUUAGGGGGCGCUGUAAAACUAUGUUUAAAAAAGCUAUUAUUAACAUUUCCAGGUCUGGCCUGUUUGUUAUAAUGCUGCUGUCCAUAAAUAAACAGUGCUUUGAGCUAAUAAAAGUGCUUAAUGACUAAUUUAAUUAC